Molecule: messenger RNA, 1575 nt
Organism: Acaulospora morrowiae
Lineage: Eukaryota; Fungi; Glomeromycota; Glomeromycetes; Diversisporales; Acaulosporaceae
Source: the annotation of a GenBank genome assembly
AUGGCCGCAAGUACAUUACUCACACGUCAACUGUCACAUAAAAAACCAUCUAGUAAAAUAAUAUCGACACCAGUAAUAGUUAUUCAUAAGGAUGACAACGGUUUCCUUGAAGAGUGGAUAGAAGAUCAAUCCGACUAUGCAUCCAACUUCACCGUAUCCACAUCGCCAUCACCGGCUCCUUCACCCAUGAUGCUACCAAUAAAGUCGUUUAAUGAUUCUAAAGAAGACCUCUCUUCUGCUUCCUUGCCAAAUCUCUCUCUAACAAGUUCUUCUUCGGAAAACUCGUCUGCUUUGAAAGCAGACUUAUUUUCCACAAGACGUCUCACUGUACACGAACUUACGGUUUCUGGCGGCGAGCCUGCAGCCUUAAAUCAAUUAAACAUGUUAAAACAAAAUGAUCGUGAUGGAGCUACUUUUACUAUGCCUGAUGAUUUGCUGCUAACUCCCCAACUGAGUAGCACCGAAGUCUCCCAAGUGACCACUGAAUCCUCUAUCUCAGUUGGCAUGACCUCAAGUAAAUAUGAAUCAUCAGACUCGACUCCCCCUCGGUUCGUCUUCAAGAAACCGGGUCGUCGAUCGAAAACAAAAUCCUUCCUUAAGGGAUUAAAAGAACACGUGUUUUCCAAAAAGUCAAAGAGUUCCCAAAAAUCUUGGUAUUAUUCAAACAGGAACGUUAACAUCGAGAAGUAUGGUAGAUGGGGUAAGGUGCUCGGUUCUGGUGUGGGUGGCCAGGUGAGACUAAUCCACCGUCUGACCGACGAUAAGGUUUUUGCCGUAAAACAAUUUCGUAAGCGAAGUCCCUACGAAUCCGAAAAGUCAUAUCUCAAAAAAAUUGUUGCUGAAUUUUGCAUUGGUUCAACGCUUCACCACGAAAAUGUUAUCGAGACGUUGGAUAUCCUACAUGAGAAUGGUCAGCUAUAUGAGAUAAUGGAAUUUGCCCCGUAUGAUUUAUUCGAGACGGUGAUGAGCGAAAAGAUGAGUGAAGCGGAGAUCGCCUGCGUUUUCAAACAACUCGUAAAUGGUAUAAAUUACCUGCACGAAAUGGGAAUUUCCCAUCGGGAUCUAAAAUUGGAUAAUGUAUGUUUGAACGAGAAUGGAAUAGUAAAAAUCAUUGAUUUUGGCUGCUCCAUCGUGUUCAAGUACCCUUUUGACAACAGGAUCAUUCUUUCUCGAGAACCACGCGGCUCGGAUCCGUAUAUAUGCCCGGAGGCCUUUAGUCGUGAUUCAUAUGAUCCAAGACUUGCCGAUAUUUGGGGAAUUGGUGUAAUGUUCUUUUGUAUGAGCAUCGGUAGAUUCCCGUGGUUGUCGACAAAAGAAUCCGAUUCAUCCUUCAAAGCAUACAUAAAAUAUCCAGACCGAUUACUGAAAAAAAUUCCCGAGGCGUCACGUCCAAUAAUACGUCGAAUAUUGGAGGUAAAUCCGGAGAAGCGCGCUACAAUGAAAGAUAUUCUAGAGGACAAUUGGUUUAAAGGAAUCGAAAUUUGCCGUUCGGACAAUGGUUGUUCGAAUGUUAACCAUACACACCAUUUAGUGGAAAGUAAAUAUGUUCCUAAUGAUGGUGACGAAGUGAUAUGA